UCGACUCCCGCUCGCCAUUGUGAGGGUCGUCAUGUCGAAGCGUAAGCUCAGCCCCAAGAACGUCAGGAGCAAGACCCGCGUUCUUGGCUAAAACUUUUUUUUUAAAUCGGAAUUUUGAAAAUCACGCUUCGCUUCUUUGAACUACGAUUACUCGAUAUUGUAAUUUUACCCUAAUUUUGCGAUUUGUGAAUAUCACCUACGUACCAUAAACAUUUGCAAGAUAACUGUAAGCGCAGCUAUUGAAUCGCUUCGUCCUCGUAAAGAGCUUGAAGAUCUUUUCAUAUAGAUUCCUUUUUUCAGGAAAGUGAAUGUGCCCACAUCUGCGAUUAUCUUUACUUCGUAUGGUGAAAAGGAAUUUACCUAAAUCUCGUGAUUUCAAAGUUAUUGUGCUUAGAUUUCCAAGCCCCUGUGAAAAGAAUGUGACCAUUGAUAAUAAAAUAUAGUGACCCAACGUUUUUAUAUGAAUAGCGUCAACCACUUUACGAAUGGAUAUUACAGUGAAAUAUUUAGUGUGUGCAAACAGUGAAUUGGAUUAGUAAGAAAUUAGAGAAGGAAGCAUUUUAAAUGUAAAUCAGAGGAUUUAAACAAGAAAUAAUUACGACAACUGUGUUUCAAGCAACCUCAGCGGUUCGUAUUUCUCCCAAAUUACAUUCCUAAUUACAUCCUGAGUUUUUGUACAUUCCAAAUUUCGGGAGAAUUUUUGUCUGUGAUAAAUAGCAGUCCAAAAUACAGUGAAAGAGAAACCAGGAGGCGGAAGUGAGGUGAUUAGCAGCGAGAUAUAAGAUGAAGAGGUGAGUUUGUGGAUCAAUGAAAAUCAGCUCACUCGCGGAGAGAAGAUAAAAAAGGAGUGGAAAGCAAAGAGCCAAGACUGGAGAAGCAGGCAGGAGUGUGAGAACAAGGAAGAAAGGAAGGUAGAAAGGCGAUUGGAAGAUGAAGAGCUUGGUACUUCCAUCAGCCUUGAUCUUCGUUGCGGUGUCCCUUCUUUUAGCCACGAGUCUGUCGGCGGCCCCUGCACACACGCACGCAACCGUACCUCCAGCAGAUCAAUGCGACUGGACCGGAAGUGGUGGAAGUGGAAAAGGAGUUCGCCCAGUCUACCUGCGUUGCUCUAGGGGCACUGUAUCUUGGCGAUAUCCCCGAGGAGCCCUGCGAGUGGUACUUUCAGGAGGCGAAGGACUUCGCGGUUUUCGCGGAUGUGUUAAAGUAUCAGGCCCAGCGAGGGUCUACCUUGAAGGAAAAACUUCCCUGCGGCCCGUAUAUUCGCCCAAUGAUGGAAAGCACGAGGGUUAUCAUCGGUGCUUCUACUCGAAUGGCCAACUAGCCGCCCUUUAUGUAGAAGCUGAUGAACCUUCCUCUGGAAAAAGUAAGGUGAAACUUCAGUAUGACCUUGAAAAACAUGAAGAUGAAGAAGAAGCUGAGUGCAGACCAUGCUCGAAGGAAGAAUUGGCCACGGCUUACUGUCAAAGUGAUCUCGUGGCCAGAGGAACCGUCAGUGCAGUCGAGAAGAGACCGGAUCUGGAGGCUGCUGAACUGGUCCUCAGAGUCACCAAGACACUUAGACGCGUUGAUGAGAACGAGGAUAACGAAGUGGACGCGAGUAAUUCACGCCUCCAAAAAGAAGUUCGAGUGAGGGUUCCGACCACAUGUGACGCUCGUCACGGUCAAGGAGAAUUUGUGAUAAUGGCCAAGAAGAGAUUAGGGGACUUGACAUUAGCAUGUGCCCCAAGAUUGGAGACGUGGGCCGAAGCAGUCCGGGAAAUGGAAAGUGCACCUUGUGUUCUCCGAAGUUAGCGAUUUUGAAACAAUACCCGUUGUGACUUUCGAUAUAAUUAAGAAAAAAACAUCUGUGCGAAUUUCUCAGUUUGCGAUGACUGAGAGCAAUUCAAUCCUAAUAUCACAUCGUGCAAUGUCCAACUCGAUUACUAAACGCGUCUGUGAAUGCCCAAACGUAAUUGUAAGAAUUCGGUAGACUCUGAAAAAAAAUGUUCACGCGGUACGUUACAACAUAAUCUAUCAAAAUUUGAAAAUCAUUAGAGAAAUAUCCACGAAAGGCCUUUCAGAUUUUUUAAGCUUUUAUAGCGUUGAAGAGUAUAAGAAAAAAUCAGCUCCAAAGAAACAAAAAGGUCUUCUUACGAUUUUAGAAAACUCAAAAUUUAGAAUGUUUUAUCAACUAUUUUUAUAUGAGCUUUAUCCUCCAUCGGAGCUUAAUUAUUAUAAAAUAUAGUGAAAAUCCGCGUGAUGUAAAUAGGUGACUAUAUAUUUUUGUGCGUGUACAUAUCUGAUGUACUUCGAGAAUAAGAUACCGAUCUCUGAACUGUGAUAUUAUUGUAUUAUAAGAGAUUUAAAGAAACGGAUUUAUUGUCGUUUAUAUAUGUAUAAGUAUAUCUUUAAAGAGUAGAGAAAGUGAAUAAACGAAAGAGUUAAUUGGA
Belonocnema kinseyi is the source of this 2429-nucleotide messenger RNA. It is a transcript of the gene Metrn, whose product is annotated as meteorin-like protein. Gene Ontology annotation, molecular function: hormone activity. Lineage: Eukaryota; Metazoa; Arthropoda; Insecta; Hymenoptera; Cynipidae. The record is from RefSeq and is a predicted model, not a curated record. The coding region runs from base 931 to 1791 and encodes 286 amino acids. The transcript is spliced from 3 exons.